AUGACAACACCCUACUACAAGCACCCUAACCUCAGGGAGCAGUGGGGUCUCGCCGAAGAUCCCAAUGGUAGCGAUCAUGUUGUUACCUCCAAGGGACACAAGCUGACUCGUACUGCCACUGUUGGAGAAGACCAUUUCGACUCUUCUCAACCUGGGUUCCCCGUUUACCAUCGAAGAAUCGGCAACCCUUUCCCGCUCGUUUGCAUUUCCACGGGGGCAUUCCUCUUGAUGCUUGGUCUCCUCUGCGUUGGACACCGUGGCAUUACCAACCCUAGGAUUAUCAUCACGCUGGGUCUACCUCUAGGAAUGAUCGGAAACUUUACAGCUUGCAUUUUUAGCUUUGCCGAAGGCUCCACGUAUCUCGCUACCAUUGCCGGGACCUUGGCGGGAAUUAUUGGAGGGGCUGCUUUCCUCUUUCUCCCUUGGGUCAAUAUCCAAGCAAGCUACCUCUUGGGAGCCCCUACUCCAACCGAGGGACUCGCCGAAUUCUACAAAGCGGUUGCCAUUUUCUUCUUCAUCGCCUUGAUUCCGAUCUUCCUCAUCUUUUUGGCUUCACUGCGCACUUCGGGUCCCGUAGCCGGAGCUGCCUUGCUUAUCGUUGUCGCACUCGGCUGUCUGAGUGGUGGCUUCGUUGAUGGUUACCCGAAUCUGACCAUUUUGAAGGCCUCGGGUUCCUUCUUCAUCAUAGUCAGUGUAGCUUUGUUCUACUCUGCUACGAGCGUCAUGUUGGCCGAGGAAGGGUUGAAGGUGUUGCCCGUUUUCCCUCUGCCUCGGCUGGACUAG
Sporisorium graminicola is the source of this 783-nucleotide messenger RNA. RefSeq lists its product as uncharacterized. Gene Ontology annotation, cellular component: plasma membrane. The record is from RefSeq and is a predicted model, not a curated record. NCBI's taxonomy places the organism in Eukaryota, Fungi, Basidiomycota, Ustilaginomycetes, Ustilaginales, Ustilaginaceae. Gene Ontology annotation, molecular function: acetate transmembrane transporter activity. Bases 1 to 783 code for a protein of 260 amino acids. The transcript has 2 exons.